Messenger RNA from Prunus armeniaca (apricot), 849 nucleotides. Lineage: Eukaryota; Viridiplantae; Streptophyta; Magnoliopsida; Rosales; Rosaceae. The record is from the annotation of a GenBank genome assembly.
AUGGCAGAGCUAAACUCAGUCAGAGUGCUUGAGGUUUGCAAUGUUGCUCCACAGCCAAGCUCACCUGCUGGCUCAGCCACACCUACUCCUGAGGCCCUUCCUCUAACCUUGUUUGAUUUGCCCUGGCUCAGAUUUGCACCCGUCCAACGCCUUUUCUUCUAUGAAAUCUCCAACUCCUUUGAAACCACCACACUCCUUUCAAAACUCAAAGCCUCGCUCUCCGUCACCCUCCAACGCUUCCGACCUCUAGCAGGAAACAUCACUUGGCCCCAACACUCCCCCAAACCCGUUCUCAAUUAUGUCCAAGGGGACGCCGUUUCGCUCACCAUUGCCGAGUCUCAUGCUACUUUCCACCAUCUUUCAAGUCGUAGCAACUUUGUUGAGGCCAAAGAGUACCAUCCUCUCGUACCCCAAUUGCCAAUAUCUCACGAAAAGGCCGCAGCCGUGGCGUUCCAAGUCACCGUCUUCCCCAACGGCAACGGCUUCUCCAUUGGAACAUCCAUGCACCAUGCCAUCCUAGACGGCAAGUCUUCAACCAUGUUUAUGAAAUCAUGGGCUCACAUUUGCAAACAUCUUGGUGAUGAUCCAUCUGGUUCAGCUCUACCAGAUCAGCUGAAACCAUUUUUUGACAGAAGGGUGGUCCAAGACCCGGCCGGGCUCGAACCAAUCUUCUUGAACCAGCUUCAGAAUCUGGACGGACCCAACAACAGGAGCUUGAUGGUUACCCAGUUUAAAUCUCCACCACCAGACGCGGUUCGUGGCAUCUUUGUAAUCACACGACCGGAAAUAGAAGCAAUGAAGCAAUGGGUUUCGACCAAAAUGGCAGAGAUGAUCAAGAAUGAAAAAUAA